This is a messenger RNA of Haliotis rufescens (red abalone), 4187 nucleotides long. Its product is annotated as zinc finger protein 143-like. NCBI's taxonomy places the organism in Eukaryota, Metazoa, Mollusca, Gastropoda, Lepetellida, Haliotidae. Gene Ontology annotation, biological process: regulation of transcription by RNA polymerase II. The coding region runs from base 245 to 2311 and encodes 688 amino acids. The record is from RefSeq and is a predicted model, not a curated record. Gene Ontology annotation, molecular function: DNA-binding transcription factor activity, RNA polymerase II-specific; RNA polymerase II cis-regulatory region sequence-specific DNA binding. The transcript is spliced from 14 exons. Gene Ontology annotation, cellular component: transcription regulator complex; PcG protein complex.
CUGGAUGAAAUAUAACAUCACGUUCCUUUAGGGCUCUGUUUGAGCAUUAUUUCUGUGUAGAUUCUUAAAAACGAUAACUUAUAGCUACAUAGGAUUGUUUGUGGUAUCUACAGCACGUUAGUGUAGCUACAAAACUUGGAUUUAUCGAUGGCCUUAGCUCCUGCAUAAAUUAUGCAUAAUUAGCCAGCCCGAGAGAAGCAGUGCAUGGCGGUCCUGUGAGGAUUUUUGGUUGUAGGUCUAAGCAAUGGAGAUAGAAGACCUUGAGUCUGAUCUACCUGAGGUCGAAUCAGAUCACAUGUCACCGUUGCCGUCGGAAACAGAUGGUAUUGAACAAGGUGGGGAGGAGUCGUGUGACCCAGUGCACUCCAUGGAAGGGGUGGACGAGAGCAUCGUCGUGGCCGACAUAGGAGAGCACUCCAAUGAUGUGACUGAAAACGAGACGGAAAGUGUAGCCACUGUGUCUAUGAUGGAUCCCACAGCAAGUGAACUGGCCAAUGCCAUACCGGUGUCCUCACAACAAGUAAUAGGCUUGCUGCUUCAAGCCAACGAGCAAGCAGAAAACAUGGUACAUGACCCCAACAAUGCUCAGCAUAUCAGUGUGUCGGUUUCACUACCAGAGGGCACUGUUGUCUCAACGGAGGCGGGCCAGACUGUCCAAGCCGUCACUCUAGCUGAUGGGACCACAGCAUUCAUACAGCAUCCGAGGGAUGCCAAGUUUCUGGAGGGGCAGACGGUCACCUUGGAGGAUGGAAGCACGGCCGUCGUGCAGAGCAUUGCCGAGAAAGUGGGCGGUGUGGACCCCUCGUCGGGAGAGAAGAUGGUGGACAGUCAGCCAAUACAACUGGAGGAUGGCACCACAGCAUAUCUGCAACCCACGUCUAAAGCUGCAAUGGCCGAGGGUCUCCAAGCUAUCACGCUUGAGGAUGGUACUACGGCCUAUAUCGCCCACCCUAAUCCUGAAGCACUGUUUGGUGAGGCAGCAACUCUAGACGGCAGCGCACUCAGUCUGGAGCACCUGUCCCAGGUUUCUGCCGAGCAGGCACACGCUCACAUCCAUCAAGAGGAGGAUGACAAACCUGCAACGAAUCCUACCACCAUAACAGUGCUUGGCCAGGGCUGUAACCGGAUUGCCACCGAGAAGGCGUUGGCUAUAGGGGAGAAGGCCUAUGGGUGUGCCUACGAGGGGUGUGGCCGCCUCUACACAACGCUACAUCAUCUCAAGGUUCAUGAGCGAUCUCAUACUGGGGACCGGCCAUUCAAGUGUGAGUUCCUGACAUGUGGGAAGGCGUUCGCUACAGGGUAUGGCCUCAAGAGUCACACGCGUGUACACACAGGGGAGAAACCCUACAAAUGUCCAGAAGACAACUGUGAUAAAGCAUUCAAGACGUCUGGCGAUCUCCAGAAACAUGUCCGCACUCACACAGGAGAGAGGCCGUUCAAAUGUCCUUUUGAGGGAUGUGAUAGAUCUUUUACAACGUCCAACAUUCGUAAAGUUCACAUCCGAACCCACACCGGGGAGCGGCCGUACGUGUGCCAGGUGGAAGGGUGUGGACGAGCCUUCGCCAGCGCAACCAACUACAAGAACCAUGUCCGAAUACACACAGGUGAAAAGCCGUAUGUGUGUACAGUCCAGGGCUGCAACAAGCGGUUCACUGAGUACUCCAGCCUUUACAAGCACCAUGUGGUGCACACACACUCCAAGCCAUACAUCUGCAACCACUGCGGCAAGACGUAUCGGCAGACAUCAACACUGGCCAUGCACAAGAGGACAGCUCACGGUGAGGACACCACGGCUGAGAGUGAGGCUCAGUUAUUUGCCCAGCAGCAGCAGCACCAGCAACUGACGCAGGGUGAGGAAGGCGAGGAGCCCGCCAAUAAGAGAUCUCGAUUACAAGUCACACUGGCGGGGGGAGGAGCAUCUCAGGAGGAAGGGGAGGGUACUCUGGUUAUCAACACAUCAGAACCUCAACAGGUUGCCAUGGUAUCUGCCGAAGGCGUGGUUGAGGAUGCUGGAGGGAUGGGGAUGGUAACGCUGCAUGCACCGAGCCAAGUUGCGCUUCAGCAGUUACAACAAGCCCAGGGCAUUGCCAGCAUCACCGUCGGCGACCAGGGUCAACAGGUGCUUGUCGUCACGGACCCCAGUCAGCUUGAAGCCAUACAUGCAAGUUUGCAGCAACUUGCGGCUGGCCAGGCUCAGUUCACGACGGCAGAGACAAUAGAGACUGCAGCAACAUCAGCAGCAGUGGCCGCCACACCCCAGGCAACAUCGACGUCGGUGGAGCCGGCUAUGAUCAUGUUUCAAGCUGAAUAACAUCAGCUGGAGAAUGACUUAGAGAUUCUGUUUAUUUAUUUUUAUAUUUGAAUAUUUCAGUUAAGCAACUUUAUCACAAUCAUUGUAAGACAAAUAUGAAUUUGAAGGAAUAUGAUUCUCAGCAAAUAGGUAAACAAAAGGACAUUUAUUUCUCUCUUGCCCUUGUUAACCGACUAAACACUAUGGCAUUGUUGCUUAAGUACAAAAAUGUCUGAACUGAAUUUUUUAUUUUUUGUUUCACAAGCACUGUGUUGAUGAUUUAGUUUUCACAAACCUGUAAAGAGUUGGGCUCAGUUGGUGGGUUAUUUAUGAUAAACCAGAACAAUUUCAUUUGUCCAUGGCCUUGACCGUGACACAGGUCAGUCUUUCCACUUUCACCGAAUUAAUCUGAAAUCACUGAAAACAUCUCCGGAUUCUUAUUUCAUUUAACUGAUCAUCCUUGAUAAUCCAGUGUAUUAUAUAAAUCUCAAUUUUAUUUUGAUGAAUACACAGGAUCCAAUUACCACAAUACCCUCGUUUUGAGUCUGACUCAAUCCAAUUACACUGACAAGCAAUGUGAGUAGUUUCUGAUCGGACUGAUGGAGACAAUAACAUCACUUCCUAGAUGAUGCUAUGGUAGGGAAUGGGUCUGGGGGAUAUAUGGUAAUACAAUGGAGAUAACAUACACUGUAUUGUCAAGGAUGUUAACUUGUAUCCAAGCUGAGAUUUGGACAUGUGGCACUACUGAAAUAAAUGGUCUGUGAAUGUUUUGGGAUUAAUGAGGAUAUAUACAGACUUAAAAUGGAUUUUAUGUCCUCUUCACUUGGUAUGUUUUGGUCAUGUUUUGUAAGAUAGCCAUUGGUCAGUAUUACAUUAGAGAUAGUCUAACAGUAGUGUAGGAUCAGUGUAUAGUUCCGGUGUAAUAAUCUGAUAAUAGUCAGGAUUAUGCAGAACAUUUCAGGUUUCAUGUCUUUCAGAAAAUAAUAAAUUUGUGUUAUUUCUUUUUCUUGACUCCCCCCCCACCACACACACAAUUCAGUAAUUCCAGAACACUGCAAAAAGCUUUGUAUCAAUAGCUUUAUGGAUGUGUAUCGUGGAAUAAUAAUAAAUUGUACAGCUGGUUAAACAUAAAACAACACCGUACAACCAUCUUGUUACUACUAUAACCAGCUCGGUAAGCAAACACAUUAAGAUAGAUCAUUUACUCCUAUGCUCCAUACAUGAUUUUCUUUGUAAAUAUUCCAGGUAGGAUGCAAAGUAAAAGAAUUAAGAAUCUAAAGUUGAUAUUAGGCUAACUUGUUUUAAAAAAUCCUCUUCUAAUUGAAGUUUGAGCCCAAAUACAUUGAAGAAAAUAAUUAAGUCUGGCAUAAUUAAAAAUUCCAGGGGUUGAGGUCCGUGAGAACUAUUUGCCACAUGAGGUGUGUGUCAGCUCAAUGUACAGCAACAACAGCCACCUUGCUCAGAUGUAUCACUGGUGUAACUUGAUCUCAGACUGAAUGUCACAUGGGACUUCUAACACUUCCAGUGCACCUCUGUAUCAUUUCCACGUCAUGAGAGUUGACAAUGAGAAGUUCCAUGUUUAAAUGUCUACUGCAAAGUGCAAUAUACCUUCAAUACACACACAGAUAGAUCUAGGCUGCACAAUUGCAUGAUUCGUGCAUUCUUUCUGCACAUUCCCACGACAUAAUAACUUUACCAGGGGUUAUUAGCUCACAAGUACAAGCUGGUAAGCAUUUUCUGUUAUUUGUAGUGGUCACUGAAGCAAUCUAUGACUGACUUACUGAGGUAGUUCUUCACAGACCUCUCUCAUCUAAUGAGGAUAUUAUGCUUGUCUGAAAAGGCGACUAUGCAUGUCGUAAUAGGCGACUAACAGGAUCGGGUGGUCAGGCCUGCUGAC